Messenger RNA from Xenia sp. Carnegie-2017, 787 nucleotides. Its product is annotated as vitrin-like. The transcript has 3 exons. The record is from RefSeq and is a predicted model, not a curated record. Lineage: Eukaryota; Metazoa; Cnidaria; Anthozoa; Malacalcyonacea; Xeniidae. Bases 38 to 691 code for a protein of 217 amino acids.
UCUAAAAGAACUGAGAAUUAAAGAAAUUCGUGUAAAGAUGGGAGUGGAAAGUGGUAGUGGGUCUGCUAGUGGGUCUUCGAGUGGCUCUUCUAGUGGCUCAGGUGAGAGCAUUAUAUGUCAAGACUCGAUAGACCUUGGCUUUGUGUUGGAUGGUUCCAGUAGCAUAGGACCCGAUAAGUUUCGUCAAAUUCUUACAUUCGUCAAACGGCUUCUGGACAACUUUAAAAUAUUACCUCAAAAUACACGCGUUUCAGUGAUUAAGUAUUCCUCAAAAUCCACGUUGGAAAUAAAAUUCUUGCAAAUGUUUGCAUUCAAACAAGAGCUUCAUUGGGCCAUCGAUAGUAUAGAUUAUUGUGGUGGAGGUACGAGAACUGGAGCUGCAUUGCGAAAAGCCAGAACUGAAAUGUUUCAAAAAAGAAAUGGCGCAAGAAGUCCACAAGAUGCAAAGAAGGUUCUAAUUGUGUUGACGGAUGGGCGAAGUUUAGAUAGCAUAAGGCAGCCAGCUAAGAGACUAAAGAAACAGGGGGUAGUCAUAUACACAAUCGGAGUGGGUUCUGCAAUUUUCAAAUAUGAACUCAACACAAUGGCUUCACUUCCAAAGAAAGAUCACGUGUUUUUAAUGAACGAUUUUAAAGAGCUGACCUCGUUGGCUGAGAAAAUGUCCGACACAUUGAAACAAUGUUUUUCAUAAAGUAAUUUGUUGUCCGUAAACAUAAUGUUUGUAUACGAUUAUAGCAAACAUUUGAAUGAAUUUGUUGUCAUUAAACGAUCAUUAGAAAAGAGAAAA